CGGAGUACUUCAAACUAAAGCCUAAAGCACCUCAUCGGCCUCCAAACUUCCACCAUCGAACAGUCUUUUUCCUCCUCUCCGCCACAGAAGCAAUCGAGGAGGUACAACUUGGAGACGAAAUCUCCAGCCUCGCCCUCAUUCACGCACAGAGACUCAAUGAAUUACUGGCUCUGGCAGUUGUAAUCGUUGCUUCGGCAGCUAUAAUCGGUAGAUUAGGGGCUAUUGAUUCCAUCGUCGAUGAGUUUAAUUCGGUCGUUGCAGGAGGCGGAGAAGGCGGGGCGGUCAUAAGGUCUAGACUUCUGGAGUAUGUCAUGAGGAUGCUGUUGCAGAGAAUGAACCGAUGGGGACGCCUGUGAUGGCUCUAGCUUUGAGGUCGAUGGAUCAAGCAUCAUAUCCGGCCAUCUCUUAUUCGUUACUCAAUAACCGCCUUCCGCCUUCGUGUUCAUCAUCCGUUGAGUUGAUUGGUCACCUAUCACCCCUCUCUCCAGCAACAAGCAACCUGUAACCUGUAUCUACUAAUGAAGUCCAAAAUUGUUCAAAUGGUUUGGAUUCUCUUUCAUUAGUAAUUUUUACCAUGGCCGUCCUUUGAUAAGUUAUGCAUAGCUUCUUUGAUUUCAAAUCAAGUCUCACUAUAAGUUUACUAAGUUUCAAGCACAUAUUGAUUUGCUAAGACACUCACUUUGACUGCUCUUUAGCUCUACCUUUGAAGAUUAAAUUGAAAUUUGGAGGAAAUUUGGAGUAGGUUUUAACACCACCUUACUGAUCAAAUCAUUUUCAUUCUACUUUUUAUGAUGAUAUCUAAAUGUUACUGGAUAGCACCUCUAAGUACGCAUAUUUGUUCUUUUACAAUGUCGGGCUAUUCAUAAAUGGAAAACUGUUUGAAUCCUAAUAUAACUUUAUUCAAUCUUCUCAAUUGUAAUGGCAUUUUUGAAAGGAAUUCAAAAGGGUAAAUUAUUAAGUUCUUACUUAUGUUCAAAUUUUAUAACAGGUAUAAUAUCCCAAUAAAAGGACAUGGAUGAACUAAAUAUUUGAAUGAAGAGUGAGGUGGUCAUAAGGGCAGAGCACAUGAUUGUAUAUAUUAGUGUUGUUACUUAUAAUUACUACCAUUAAUUUGAUUUUGAUAUAAACAGAACGUGAACUAAUGGUGUGCUUGCACUUUCCUUGGCUUGACUUUGAAAACACCUAUUGAAAGCUAUUACCUGAUCCCCUGGGACUUGCACAUGUUAAAUUUAUUUUAAAACAAUUAAAAGCUCUUUUUGAUGAUUUUUUUUAAAAAGUUGUUUUUGAUUGGGUGGAAGCACAAGCACAUAGCUCAGGUCAUACUGUUCCCUGUGUAGCAAUUGAUGAGGAGUAUGAUUAUGAGCAUUAUGGAUUAAAUAUUGCUUCGUAGCAGCAUCAUUUUCAGUUGCAAAUCCUGGACAGGUAUUGUUAAAGACGUAUAAAAGAGAAAUAAGCACAUGAAGGUGAUAAUAAGAUUGAGAAGAUCAAUGAUGGAAAUAGAACCAAGUCUCAACAACUAUGUGUUAAGAUGCAUAGAAAGAGGAAGAUGUGAUAAGAAGCAGAGCUAAACAAUAUAAUGGUUGGAUGUAAUAAGUAGAAUUAUAUAUUCAUUGUGAAAGUUUAUAUGUUAUUUUUGUUUCUUUUUGUUGUAUUAUAUGUGUUGUAUUUUGUUGCAGCUUGUUGCAUUUUGUUGCAAUUUGUUGAUUUUUGUUCUUGUGUGUUGCAUCAUGUUGCUUAUUGUUAUUUAUAAAUGAAUUUGAUUGUUGUUGUAACUACUUCUUUGGGAUAACGUAAUUAUAUAUAGAUUUAUGUACAA
Molecule: messenger RNA, 1816 nt
Organism: Cuscuta epithymum
Lineage: Eukaryota; Viridiplantae; Streptophyta; Magnoliopsida; Solanales; Convolvulaceae
Source: the annotation of a GenBank genome assembly